AUGGAUGAAUGGACAAGCAAAUUGAUGAAAGAAAACAAUAACAAUAAUUAUGUAGGUCAAGUGCGAGCCGGCUCACCGCCAAUCAGAAGCCAGAUGUGCCAGCCACGUGACUCGGGCGUGCAGGGCGGAAGGGUGCACAAAAGGUUCCGUGCCAUUGAAAUUGUUUCCUUCAGCAACCAACGACCUUCGCUGAACUUCAAAAAAAUGAGGACACAAACAUGCCUGUCUGGUGUGGCAAUAAAACUGAAUUAUCGCUCACAUCUGGGCAUAGGAAUUGAAAUUCCUAAGUAUAUACAAUGCUCUUUUUCGCUUUUGGAGAGACGCACACUGCAUGGAGGUUGUACGUGUGUUUUCUUUGGGGCGUGCAAUCAAGUCCUAAUUUAUGAAAAAAGCAAUCCGAUCGAAUUGUUUCCUUGUAUCAUUGUAUCUCUGAACCUAUCUGAAUUCGAUUUCAGAACAAACAAGUUGGAAUGGCCGUUCAAUGAUGUAAGUCCAUGUUCUUCAGUGGAGUGA
Molecule: messenger RNA, 513 nt
Organism: Helobdella robusta
Lineage: Eukaryota; Metazoa; Annelida; Clitellata; Rhynchobdellida; Glossiphoniidae
Exons: 5
Coding region: 1-513 (170 amino acids)
Source: RefSeq, a predicted model, not a curated record